AAUAUCUUUUUUUCUAUCACGGUGAUUCAGUUAUUACUGUAUUUUUUUAUAAUUACUGAGAGUAAAUAUUAAAUAUCAAUUAAAAUCAUAACCUGAUUAUAAUUACGGAACCGUACAAAAGUUCCUAAUAAAGUGGAGAAUAGAAUUAUUGUUCCUGUUUCCAAAUGAAUUCAAAAAGGUCUCAUUUACAGCACCCGUUGACAAAAGUAAAUGCUGUUUAAAAAUUAACAAUCAACAGUCUUCCACUAUCCACGGGAGUCUGUUUGCGUCAAAAGAAUCAUUCCAUUCGCCCUGGCCAUUAAUAGAAGUUGAUCACUUAGCCUACAUUAUAACUCAAAUGGAGACAAAAGUCAAAAAAACAACUUCCAUCUCUCCCGAAAUACCGUACACGUCUUCAUCCUCCUCCACAUCAUCAUUAGAAUUGACAACAUCCGAUAAUGAACAUUCGGUGAUCAAUGUUAACAAUAUAUCAGAACUUCACUCUAAAAACGCUGAAUACAAACCUAAAUUGAUAAGUCGUUGUAAAGCAAUCAGCCCUAAUUUGCUGAAGACAAUAAAUAAACGUGUAGUUAUAGUUGACUGCCGUUACCCAUAUGAAUAUAACGCUGGUCACAUACGCGGUGCCAUAAACUUAGCUGACUGGCCGAGUCUUUGUCAAUACUUUUUUGGGGCAAAACAAAUUAAUGAGAGCUCUGUAACAGAUAUGCAUAGCCUCUCACUAUCACUACCUAAAUUACUUGUUGGUCCAAAGCCAUCUCGCACUUUAUUUGUACUACAUUGUGAAUUUUCUUCAAAACGUGCACCAGAACUAUUUCAGCUUCUACGCAAUCAUGAUCGAACACUCAACUUCUCUUCAUAUCCUGCUUUAAGAUAUCCACAGGUCUAUAUAUUGCAUGGUGGUUAUGCAGCAUUUUUUAAAGGCUAUCCUCACUUAUGUCAACCAUCUGGCUAUUUACAAAUGCACAGUAGACCUCAUCUUCUAAGCUAUUGGCGUAAACACUGUAAAAGGGUAAACCAAAAAUCUAUCCAUCACAUUUGCCAACGAUACUGUGAUGAUAAUGAAGAUGAAGAAUUCUCCACUGGACGUUAGAAAGAGGUCGUCACACCAACAAUUCAUUCUCAAAUAAUAAUUUAGAAAAAACAUUUUAAAAUCUUAAAACAACUGAUCAAUCAACCUAAAAAGCACUAUCCAAUUGAAUCAUAAUUUAUGAUUUUCAUAAUAUUUCUUACAAACAUGUUUCAUUUCUGUAAACAUAUUGAUCAAAAAUUGAGUGCAAUAUUUCCAUACUACUUAUUUAUUUAACAGAUCUGAGUAUAAUUCAAAAAACUUCCUGAUUUAUUUUCUUUCAUGCAUAUUAAAAAAAUUUUAUAUUAUAGUUAAAUAAAAAAUACGCAACUAUGAUCAUAAUUUCUCCACUAUCCAUGAUUGAAAAUAAAUUUCUGAGUAUUUGAUAAACUACAGGUUGAAAUAACUAAAAACAUUUUAUUUCGAGGAAUCCUAAAACCUUGGACAAUUUUGUUUUAUUUCACUCGUAAUUAAAAGUUUCAUUUUCUGUCUGUGUCAAUUCAUUAUUUGAUUCUAUCGAACAGAAAUAGAAAAACAAUUAUAUUAUUA
This is a messenger RNA of Heterobilharzia americana, 1615 nucleotides long. NCBI's taxonomy places the organism in Eukaryota, Metazoa, Platyhelminthes, Trematoda, Strigeidida, Schistosomatidae. The record is from the annotation of a GenBank genome assembly.